Molecule: messenger RNA, 1898 nt
Organism: Anneissia japonica
Lineage: Eukaryota; Metazoa; Echinodermata; Crinoidea; Comatulida; Comatulidae
Product: 14-3-3 protein homolog 1-like
Exons: 2
Coding region: 275-997 (240 amino acids)
Biological process (GO): signal transduction
Cellular component (GO): cytoplasm
Source: RefSeq, a predicted model, not a curated record
AUCGAUGCCUCAGAUUUAGCUAAGCACAGCUAAGGAAGCGGCGAAUAAAGAAUACAAAAGAGGCGGUUGAAUUUUAGGUAUAUUGAACAAAAGGUCAUCCAAGGUCCGUUGUGUAGUAUACUGAGUGUUUACGGAAAUUACGUUCAGCCAUCUAGCGGAAAGGGAAGCGUAGCCAUUUAACUAAACGAUAAACCGAAGAGACUUCGUCAUUGUCGGGAAGUAAAAUCGAUCCAAUCUCCACCAAGAAGUAGUGCUGUAUUCGGUUGAAGGCAAAAUGGAAGAAAGAGCAGUGAAAGUCCAAUGGGCCAGAUAUUCUGAGCAAGCUGAGCGAUACGAUGACAUGAAAGAUGCAAUGAAAUCUGUGGUUCAAGCUGGAGAACCCCUAUCAUCUGAGGAGCGCAAUCUUCUGUCAGUGGCCUACAAAAAUGUAUGUGGUGCUAGGCGGUCAGCAUGGCGGGUUGCUAAUACUCUUAAGCGGAGUGCAACCUCAGAACUUCAAAGAAAAGUCGCGGAUGAUAUGCGGGUAAAAAUUGAAAAUGAAUUGGAAAAAAUCUGUGAUGAAGUACUCGACCUUAUUCGACAAUGUCUGGAGCACUCUCAGGAUGAUAAUGAACUACGAACAUUUUUUAACAAGAUGCAAGGGGACUAUUACCGUUAUCGCGUAGAAGUGGCAGAUUCCAAUGACGAAAUACACAAGACGUUGGUUCAAAAGGCUAAAGAUGCGUACGAAAAAGCAAUGGAGGCUGCGAAGGAAUUAGCUACUACCCAUCCUGUGCGACUUGGGCUCGCUUUGAAUUUCUCUGUCUUUUACUUCGAGAUUGAAGAUAAUAAGACAGAAGCUUGCCAGAUGGCAAAGACGGCAUUUGAUGAGGCAAUCGCGGAUAUUGACCACGUCAGUGAAGACACCUAUAAGGACUCAACACUAAUUAUGCAACUCCUUCGUGACAACCUUGCGCUGUGGUCUGCAGACGAUGAAGCUGAGGAUGGUACGGAAUAAUUAACGUCAAUAAUAUUCCAUAUGUAGUCACCAUAAUUGCUUUAGAGGCUACGCCACUGUAUACUGAGGUGUAAUGGGUUCUUCAGAAUUGUUUUCAAAUGAUAAAUAUUGAAUUUUAAAAAUGAGUGAAAUAUAAAUGUUUACAGUACAUUAUUUAUGGUUAUUUUUUUAUUUGUCUAUUUGUGAGGGGGUUGAUAUAUUACUAAUUAACUGUAAUCUGACCACACUACCAUUUAAUAUAAAAUCUCAUGUAACAUUCCACAGAUCCCAGGGGUUGAAUACCAGGGCCCUAGACUAAAGUGGUUAGUGAUUUAGAAUAAUCCUUUAUGAAAAUAUUUCAGAAGUAUUAUAUGCAAUUAAUUUUACAGUUAAAAAAAUGUCACAUAGUUAAUUUGUUUUCAUGAUGACCUAGUUUAUUCCUCUAGGUCAUUUUGAUACAGCUGUGUGCAUUGUGUGUAACAUUACAAUAUUGCAAAACUUUUUAAAUAUUAUUAUAUAGCGCCCUCGCUCUUAAUAUCAUCAUUCAUGUUCAUGAAUAUAGUAGUGUCCCUAAUUGACCUUUUACAUUCCUCUCUUCACAAUGUUUACCCCAACAAUAAAUUAAAUCAAUAAUUUUAUAAGAUUAAUGAGCCAAGUAAUGAAAAUUAGAAUUUUUAUCAUGUUAUAUAUAAAACAAUUAUCCUCAAAUGUAAUGAUAUUAUUUUUUUGUGGACUUUUUUGUUGUUUUUUUUAAAUUAAAAAUAUUGUAUUAAUACCUGUAAUAUUAAGACAAUACAGGGUAGCUAGCAUUUUAUUAUGAAAUCAGUGUAUUUGAAACCAAAACCAAACAGUAUCACAUUCAGAUCUGAAAGUCAAAUAGUUUUGACAAAAAACAGGCGUGAAUAAAAUCUGACUGUUUGAA